GUAGGGUGCCGGGCUGAGCGGCCUCGGGUCCUGGGGAACGACGCUCCGUCUUCGAGAGGCAGGCCUCGCCGGAGAGACGGAGGGCGUCGAAUUGACGGUCUCCCGCCGCUGAAGGCCCGGAGGAGCCGUGCGGGGGCGUCUUCAGGGAAACGCUGGAGCCGUGGGCCGGUGGGAGGGGGCGGUGGCCACCACGCCGAGACUCCUCCCAUAGUGACCACACUGGCUGCUUUCAUUUUCUCUCGUGACAGGUGAUCGGUUGGUCUGUCCUCUCACAGCGAGGUAUGAAUCGUCCUCGCGAGAUUUAUCCUCAGGCAGAGCGAGACCGAGGGUUGACGUCCUGGGCUUCUCAGGAACCAGCGCCUUAAGGACUUGUGUAUGAGGUGAUCUCCUGCCUGGCCUAGCGCCAUGCACACCCUUGUGUUCCUGAGCACACGGCAGGUGCUCCAGUGCCAGUCAGCUGCCUGCCAGGCCCUGCCCCUGCUGCCGCGAGAGCUCUUCCCCUUGCUGUUCAAAGUGGCCUUCAUGGACAAGAAGACGGUAGUUCUGCGUGAGCUGGUGCACACUUGGCCUUUCCCGCUGCUCAGCUUCCAGCAGCUGCUGCAGGAGUGUGCCCACUGCAGCCGUGCCCUGCUGCAGGAGCGGCCCAGCACAGAGAGCAUGCAAGCCGUGAUCCUGGGCCUGACUGCACGGCUCCACACCCCGGAGACUGAGCCUGGCACGCAGCCCCUCUGCAGGAAGCAUGCGCUGCGGGUGCUGGAUAUGACGGGCCUCCUGGAUGACGGCGUGGAGCAGGACCCUGGCACCAUGAGCAUGUGGGAUUGCACGGCAGCUGUGGCCCGCACGUGCAUCGAACAGCAGCAGGGCAGGACUGCAGAGCCUGGCCAGGCCCCUGUUCCUGUGGAGGUGCGUGUGGACCUGCGGGUGAACCGGGCUUCCUAUGCAUUCUUGCGGGAGGCACUCCGCAGCAGUGUAGGCAGCCCGCUGCGGCUCUGCUGUCGGGACCUGCGGGCUGAGGACCUGCCCAUGCGCAAUACAGUGGCCCUGCUGCAGCUUCUGGAUGCAGGCUGCCUGCGCCGCGUGGACUUGCGCUUCAACAACUUGGGCCUGCGCGGCCUGUCCGUCAUCAUCCCACACGUGGCCCGCUUCCAGCACCUGGCCAGCCUGCGGCUGCACUAUGUGCAUGGGGACUCUCGACAGCCCUCCGUGGACGGUGAGGAUAACUUCCGCUACUUUCUGGCCCAGAUGGGCCGCUUCACCUGUCUGCGGGAGCUCAGCAUGGGCUCCUCUCUCCUCUCAGGGCGGCUGGAUCAGCUGCUCAGCACCCUGCAGAGCCCCCUGGAGAGCCUGGAGCUAGCCUUCUGUGCCCUGCUGCCUGAGGACCUGCGUUUUCUGGCACGGAGCUCCCAUGCUGUCCACCUCAAGAAGUUGGACCUGAGUGGCAACGACCUGUCUGGGAGCCAGCUGGAGCCCUUCCAGGGUCUGUUGCAGGCAGCAGCAGCCACACUGUUGCACCUCGAGCUGACCGAGUGCCAGCUUGCCGAUACCCAGCUGCUGGCCACACUCCCUGUGCUGACUCGUUGUGCCAGUCUCCGCUACCUCGGCCUCUAUGGCAACCCGCUGUCUGUGGCAGGGCUCAGGGAGCUACUGCGGGACUCAGUGGUGCAGGCUGAGCUGCGCACAGUGGUGCACCCUUUCCCUGUGGACUGCUAUGAGGGCCUGCCCUGGCCACCGCCUGCCUCUGUCCUCCUGGAAGCCUCCAUCAAUGAGGAGAAGUUUGCCCGUGUGGAGGCCGAGUUGCACCAGUUGCUACUGGCCUCAGGCCGUGCACACGUGCUCUGGACCACAGACAUCUACGGGCGCCUGGCUGCAGACUAUUUCAGCCUGUGACCUCCAAGCUCUGGGUGAGAGACUGUCCGGGGGUCCAGGGCUGCUGGAGGCCCCUUGCCCCUUGGGUAGGCAGAGCCUAUCCUGGAACCCUGUGGAGGCUUGACACAAUGGCAGUGGCCUCUGAUUUCUUUGCUCCAGGGCUCGCCUUGAGCCUCCCCAUGCUUUCUGCAGCACCGUGUGCAGUUUGUCCUGCGUCUGCUCCCCUGGCUGGCUGACCAUCUGUGGGCCUGAGGGCUGGAUUCCAGGCCUACAUGGCCCUGCUUGGUUUGGCUGCACUUAGCUGCUCUUCAGUGUCCUGGGGUCUUCAAGCUGAGAGAUGAUGUUUUCCUCUAGGCCCUCUCCAAGACCAGAUUGCUCUGGGUUGGAAGUUGGGACAGGGGCCUGCUUCACGGAGGGUUGGGAUCCUAGACACUCUGGGGCCUCUUACCUCUUCUGGGUUUUGGUGCCAGAGGGUGUCUUAAAGGUACAAACGUGCAGUGUGCUUAGAACUUAAA
Bubalus bubalis (water buffalo) is the source of this 2381-nucleotide messenger RNA. RefSeq names its product leucine rich repeat containing 14 (gene LRRC14). The transcript is spliced from 4 exons. The record is from RefSeq and is a predicted model, not a curated record. NCBI's taxonomy places the organism in Eukaryota, Metazoa, Chordata, Mammalia, Artiodactyla, Bovidae. Bases 406 to 1887 code for a protein of 493 amino acids. Gene Ontology annotation, molecular function: kinase binding. Gene Ontology annotation, cellular component: cytoplasm.